AGAGCUCGUGUGAUUAUCAGUAGAGUGACGCUCCGGUCUGCGAACAGAGCACCUGUCAGCUGACGGCGUUAAGAGACGGGAGACGCUGAGGCCGACAACAGUCCGGACGUGCAGACGAGAUGAGAGGCUUCUGGCUGAUGUUGGUGCUCGCGGCUGCGGCCGGAGCUGAGAAGCUCUUCAACGGAGAUCAGGUCAUCAGGGUCAACGUGGAGUCUGAGGAGCAGAUACAACUCCUGCAGGCUCUGGAGACUCGAGAGGAGUGGGAGCUGGACUUCUGGCUCCACCCGGUCUCCACUGAGCUCCCUGUCGACAUCCGAGUGCCCCGCUCCAGCGUGAGCUCUGUGACGGAGCAUCUCAGUGCCCACCACAUCCCCUACUCCGUCGUUAUAAACAACCUUCAGGAGCUUCUCGACGAGGAGAAAUCUGCGAUGACGGAGAACCAGAUGAAGGAGCGCAGCAGCAGGAGCUUCAACUUUGGAGCUUAUCAUCGUCUGGAGACGAUCUACAGCUGGAUGGACACGCUGGUGUCUCAGCACCCUAAACUGGUCACCAAGCAGGAAAUCGGGAGAUCGUAUGAGAACAGGCCCAUGUACGUGCUCAAGUUCAGCACGGGAGGAAACAAGCGUCCUGCCAUCUGGAUCGACACAGGUAUCCAUUCCAGAGAGUGGGUGUCUCAGGCUACCGGAGUGUGGACCGCCAACAAGAUUGCCACUGAUUAUGGUACCGACGCCUCCCUGACCUCCCUUCUGAACACCAUGGACAUUUACAUGCUGCUCCUGGCCAACCCCGACGGCUACGCUUACACCCACUCAAAUAACCGUAUGUGGCGUAAGACCCGCUCCAUGAACGCCGGCUCCAAGUGCCGUGGAGUCGAUCCCAACAGGAACUGGGACGCAGGCUUUGGUGGCCCCGGAGCCAGCAGGAACCCCUGCUCUGAUUCCUACCACGGCCCGUCGGCUCACUCUGAGAUUGAGGUGAAGAACGUGGUGAACCUCAUCCAGAGCCACGGCAACUUCAAGUCCUUCAUCUCCGUCCACGCCUACUCCCAGCUGCUCAUGUACCCCUACGGCUACUCCUGCAAGAACAUGCCCGAUCAGCCUGAGCUGGAUUCUGUUGGCAGAGCAGCAGUACAGAAACUCACGUCCCUCUAUGGCACCAGAUACAAGGUUGGAAGCAUCUGCAACAUCAUCUAUCAAGCCAGCGGCGGCAGCAUCGACUGGUCUUACGACGUCGGCAUCAAGUACUCCUUUGCCUUUGAGCUGAGGGACACCGGUCGCUAUGGUUUCAUCCUGCCAGCCAAUCAGAUCAUCCCCACCGCCUCCGAGACCUGGCUGGCUCUGAAACACCUCAUGGAGCACGUCCGGGAUCAUCCUUAUUGAUCACUAUAACCCGUGGAAGAGGGAUGAACUUCAAAAUCAGUUGACACAGAACAAGUUUCUCAUCUUUCUUUGAUGUAUGACA
This is a messenger RNA of Cottoperca gobio, 1461 nucleotides long. RefSeq names its product carboxypeptidase A4 (gene cpa4). The transcript has 11 exons. The coding region runs from base 120 to 1379 and encodes 419 amino acids. Gene Ontology annotation, molecular function: metallocarboxypeptidase activity; zinc ion binding. NCBI's taxonomy places the organism in Eukaryota, Metazoa, Chordata, Actinopteri, Perciformes, Bovichtidae. Gene Ontology annotation, biological process: proteolysis. The record is from RefSeq and is a predicted model, not a curated record.